AUACCGCCGCCAUAUUGGUAUUGUCAAAAAGUUCACGAUUUAUCGGUGUGAAGGAAAAAAUGAAUUUUCGUUUUCCACAAGUCGAAUUGAAACUAUAUGUGUGAUUGGACAGUGCAGACGGAGUAUUUAGAUGUUUCGUUCACCGUAUUCACUGCGGGAUAAAGUUUACAAAUGAUGUUUUCUAUGACGAAAGGUUCGGACCGUAGUGGUGCUGAGACGGAGUCGGAGGCCGGCGGUGGUGUAGCCAAGACCGUGCCAUCCGACGAGGUGGCUUCCGCGGUGGCCGCUGUUUCAGAUGAGAUCGUGGACAUCCUGAAGGACGAAUUCGGGGAUGCGGACAGCGCUGACCGCAUCGGUGCAGAGCUGGCGGACUUGGGCGCGGAGCUAGGCCUGCUGGCUGGCCUGGCGGACGAGCCUCAGCACAGCUUCCCCUCGCUCUUCGAAAUCGCCAUCGGGCACCGGGGGUCUGGUAGCGCUUCGUCCUCGUCAUCAUGGUCCGGCGGUCGCGGCGGCCGGUCCAGACGACCACCGAGACCGCAGCGCGCGCAGCGACGUCGCCCCAUCGCUAAAGGCAAAGAGAUAUCGCGGCGACGCAGCGCUGCGGCGCGUCGUGCGGCGUCAAUGCGCUUGCGCUGCAUCGAGGUGGUGUCGGACGCGUCCGACGUCGGCGCCGACUCCGACUCCGACGACCAAUGGACCGAGUUGGAUGACAAUUCGGGAACAACAGACAGCUCGUCGGGGAAGGACGUGGACAUGGUCAGCAUUGACUGCACCGCCUACCAGGACAAGGGAUCGCAGCAGGCGGAGGCGCCGGCGAUGGGCCAGUUCCUGUUGCCGCUGCUGAGCGCCGACGCUGGCCCCGAGCCCGAACACUUCCUCAUACGCCACGAGGACAUACUGCAGCUAUUGGCUUCAGCGGAGAACAGCGUGCGUGACGAGCUGCCACUAAUGGACGACGACGACAUUAACUCCUCGCCAGACGCGCUGACGGCUGAAGUGAUAGAAGAAUAUGAGGAGCCGGUAGUGACACCGGAGGACGAGGCCGCGCUGCUGCAUUAUGUCUGCGAAGCGGAGGUGGACUCUUACGACGGUGCAUUGGAGGGGUUCCGCGCGGUGGAGGAGUGGCUGCUGGGCGUGUACCACUCAUGGUGCGAGAUCUCCGCGCUCAUGUACACGCUCGUCGGCAGCGGCGCGCACGUUGACUCGUCGGACUGGUCGUACCGCGCGCGUUUCGGCUGCCACUGCCGCUUGUGCCUGGGUCUCGCCAACAACGAGCGGCCGCUGCGACGCCUGCUGCGCGCGCUCGUUUGCGCUCUCGCUCACGGCGGCGACAGCGCGCUCGCGGCGCACGUGGUACGGGCGCUGCAGCUGCGGCCCGGCACGCCGCAGCCCUAUGGCGAUUGGGACCUGACGCGGCUGCGACGCCUCACAGUUUCCGCUGCGGGUGAGGCGAUAAUCCACGACCACCUGUCGAAGCUGGCGCAGCAGAGCGACAUCACGGAGGAGAUCGUCACCAAGAUAUGCCUGUGUCGGACGUACGACAAGCCCCUAGAGAAAGAAAACGCGAUGGAAAGGUUUUGCAAGUUACUAGAAAACUUCAAGACAGUUUCAACGAUUAACUUUAAGGUGGAGCUGGUGACGAGCGGGGCGGAGGGGGCGGGCGGCUGGGCGGGGGCGGUGGCGCGGUGUCUCGCGCCGCACCAGCGCCGCCCCACGGCCGAGCGGCUAGCGCACAUGGCCGCGCGCACCGCGCCGCACGACCUGAGUGCGUGGGAUGGCUACAAGCACCGCUGCGACUGCCUGACGCCGCGGACGCUGUGCGCGCAGCAGAGGAAGCAGUUGUUGAGGAUCUCCUUCUUCGGUAUGAUGCAAGCCAUGAACGAGUUUAACAACACGAGAGGGGCUGACGAAAAGGCGCCUAUACAGGUGUUACCGGAGGACAGCGGUAGGGAGUUGCAACAGGGCGAAGGGACUGGCGCUAAGCCACCGGAUAUGGAACAAGGGGCGGAAGCGGCGGAGUUGCCGGAGGUGACGGAGGUGAUGGAGGCGGCGCAGGCCACGGGUUCCACGCCCGAACUGAGCGACUCCAACAUCACCGCCGAUCUCGACGACUUGUCGGACUCCGGCAGCGGCGCGUCGCUCGGCCUCUCGUCAUCGUCGCUGGACUCGGCGUCGGAGCUGCUGGUGUUCGCGGCGGCGGGCGAGGAGGGGGAGGGGGGCGGGCUGUGCCGCACCGUGCGUCACCUCAUGCGCUCCAUCGCCUCCAUCGAGCGUCUCAUGGACAGGGUGCUGCGGCACUGCGACGAGUGGCCAGCGCCGCACGCGCACGCGCCAACGCGGACCGAUCAUGAGGCGAGGAAACGCGUGGACAUGGGUCUGUCGGAAGUGGACCGGAAGCUCAUGGCGAUGUACCGUCGACUACCCGAGGUGCACAAGCGCCAGCUACAGGUCUACCGCAAGCAGAAGAAGCUGUCCACGGUGUGCGCGCAGCUAGUGGGCGAGUCUGCGCCGGCGCCGCCCGCGCCAGCGUCUCCGCCCCCCGCACCCGCGUCGCCGCCCCCCGCCCCCGCGCACGCGCCCUGCGCGGCCCUCUGUCCGGAGUAUCAUCUGCAACGGUUUAAAGAGGUGCGGCGCAAGGUGAUGCACAUGCGUGACCAGCAGCUGUACUACCACCGGCUGCGGAUGUGGCUCGAGGACCAGCUGAGACACGAACGGGAUAAGUUUAAGGCCAAUUUCAGUGUUCCGGACACCAAUGUGACUCUAGUGGAAGAUCUGCCCCGGCGCAAACGGAGGACGCUCAGCCCCAAAGUGCCGAAAGCGAUCUGCGCACCGAAAAGGAAGCUCAAGCCCGCCCACGUCUCGCAAUACAUGAGCAAGCCGCACAAAAUACUGCAGCUGCUCAAACACAAGGCCCCCGCGUUGAGCGACGCCAUCAAGUCGCCAUACAAGGAGAUCGAUGACGAGGCCAAAUCCGACGCCGAACCGCCCGAAGCCUUCCCCCUAGACAAGGAAGACAACGUCAGCGAUACAGAAACGAUAGUGGGGGAAAAGGACAACGAUAUAUGCAAGGAGAUGAAAGACUGCCUCGUCAAGUUCGCCAACUUCGCACUCAACGCGCCCGACACUGAAGCGGACGCGGAGGCCAAGUACCCCGAGUCCGUUAGCCCCCCGCUCCAGGAGAUGUCGCCCACCACCGAACCGACCCCUAUCUUCGCACAGAAACCCCGCAUUCUAGUUAACAAGAUACUAAAUAGGGGCCCCGAGAAAGACGACAAAUUAAUAGACUUCAGCUCCCAGGCGGCCCCCGAUAUUAACGUCCCGUUCAACGCCCGCGUGCCAGUAGAUAAGGACGGAGCGAUCAAAACGAGGGAGACGGACGAUCCCAAGGAUCCCGACGCCUACAAGUAUAUGUCGUUCGGUAUGGAAAUCAAAAAAGCUAUGGAGGAGUGCCAGAAUAUAAUUAUAUCCUACAAUAAAGACGAGAAGGAUCUGGAGAAUGAAAUGGACGGCAACUACUCGCUGGAGCAAAUCGUCGAGGUGAUUAUGAGCUUGGAUAAAAACACGACAGAUCUACUUGACAAAAUGGACACCGACGAAUCCGUGGAACUGAACAACGCCAAUACCAAGCUGGCUGAGCUCGUCGAAAACAUGCCGCAGAUACUUGCCAACAUGCCGGAGAUAGCUUCGAAGCUGUCCGAGUUCGCCAACGCCAGCUUCGAGCUGCCCGAGUUCGCCUCCAUCAUGAACAGUCUGCCCGACGUCAACAACGAGGCGCAACUCACGCCGGAGACGCUCAAGCAGAUACGAGACUUAAAACUGUCGAAACGAGACGGCGUCAAGGUUACGAAGAGAAAAAUUAAUCGAAAAGUCAAAAGUAACGAGAACGACAUCCACACUAUGAGCCUCGAGUUUGACGGGAAAGACAUCACCGACCUCCUCAAGGAGGACACCGAGCUGCAGGCCCUCAUGAACCACAAGAACACCAAGGAGGAUCUGAUGAUCAAGGACCUCCUCUUCUCGAUAUCCGCUCAAGUCGUCAUAAGUAAAGUCUUCGAGUACGUCAAAAACAAUAAGACGCCCGAGCUGGCGAAAUACUUCAACAACGACAAGGACCUGUUUUCCCUGCCGCGAAACAGCAUUGAUCCCGAAAUGUACAACAAAGCGUCCAUUCUAUUCGACAAUUCCGUGAAGGAUGCGCUCAGCAUGCAGGAGCUGAGGGAGCUAGUUAAAUCUAGGUUUAAUUCGUGGAAAAAUUACGUAGCGAGUAAGUUUAGGAGCAUACCCGUCGAGAUACUGGACGGCGAAAUAGAAGCGAUGCUGGACAAAUUUUACGCGUACAUCCAGGUGUUAGCCUCCAAGCAGAGCGGGAACGAUAGCGAUAAGAUUAUAGAGAGAAUAGACAAGAUGAGGAAGAACAAGGACGGCAGUGACUCCGACAGCGACGGGUGCGCCGCCGCAAAGGAGUCGCUCAAGCUCAUCACCAAAAUACUGAGCAUCUCCGCCGGCAACACCUUCGACCUUCUCGUCAUGAAACUGUCGAAUAUGUCGCAAGAUAAAAAAUCCUCAGUGAAAAAUCUCAAAUUCAAAUACAUAGACAUGGUGCGCCGGUGCUCGGAGUCCCAGGAGCUGAUACUGUGGAUCCUGCUCGACCCGGAGAUAGCGACGAACGUGAUACAGGAGUUGACGGGCUUGGAGGUUAGGGAAAUAGAUAAUCUGCCGGACUUCUCGUCUAUGACGAACGAGAGGAAAAAGGAUUACUUUUUAACUAAACUUAGGGAAAUGAACAAGCAGUUCAUGCAGACGCUGCCCAAGAAGGCGCUGACGGGGGACGAGUGGCUCGUCAUGUUGUACCGGCUCGAGCAACUCGAGGAUAAACUUAAGGAGGCGUUCGCGAAAGUGACCACGCCCCCCAAAGCCGUCCAAGCCAACGAGCGCCACGCCGCCAGCGAGGCGGAAAUACUAGCCGCUAAGGGUCUAAGCAAAAUUAUAGGCAAAUCCAACUUCAAAGUAGCAAAUAAGUCCAAUGAAGCUCCGAAACCGGUGAAAAAGGAGCCCGAAACGGAACCACCGCCGCCGAGCACCGAAAAAGACGACGAAAAGCUCAAAAACGACGCUCUGCUGGCUAAAUGCGAGGCGAUCCUCACGUCCAAAGGCGAGAAGGCGCUGCUAGAUAGUUUUUACACGAUAAAAUCGUACAUAACGCAGGGUCUGCCCGUCCCCGAAACUUACAAGAAGCACGUCAUAUCCAUAUGUUCGAGUAUCGACGCGAAACUACUGGACGAAGACAUAGAGCAGACCCUGAAAGCCAAGAGCGAGGAGCAGGAAAACGCAGAUACGGAUAAAGACAAAAACUCGACGGUGAUAGGUUCCCAAAAUCCUGAGUUCCUAGCCAAAUACUCCGCUCAAGCGCUUAGGAACGCAAAGCAGACAUUGAACGUUGUCGCGUUCAGAAAUCUCAUGAGGAAUGGCCAGAGUAAAUCGGAAAGUGACGCGUGUGAUACCCCGAAAUCGAAUUGCAAAUGGACGAACGACUGUGUUUGCGAGUCGUGCAAGGACUCUGACGUGUCAGUGUGUUUGGGUGACAUCAUGAAGCAGUGGUACGACGAGGAGAAGACGAAGAACGGUCUGGAGGAGAAGAAGAAGGAAGUGAAGAAGCCGAUCCAAAAGGUGAAACCCGUGCCCAAGAUGUGCGAGAAUGCAGUGCAUCCGCAGCAUGUCUGUAAAGCGGGCCACGGCGCGAAUACUGGCGCGGGCGCGGACGAAGCAGACGGCGACCAGCCCUGCACGUGCUGCUACUGCACCGUGUUCGGACACGCACCACCUUUAACGACACCAGUGCCAAGAAAUUUCAAUGAAACGAGAGAAAGGUUACGGUCCAUACUAAACAAGAAGAAACAAAAGUGCAAAAGCAAUGGUGAGGUGGAAAACGAGAAAGCAACGCAGCCGGCGCCGCAUCCGCCGCACCCCGUACAUCCUACGCACGCCACUGCCAAACCACCUGCGUUGCCGAAAACUCUGCCACCGAACCUCACGAGCGUGGCGCAGAAACAGGCGCUAGAGACACAACACAAACAGCUCGCCGACAAGAUGGCCAAAAUGGCCGUCUCCGACAAACAGGAGAAUAAGACGCAGGCUCGAGCGCCGCCGGCGCAGGCGAACACGCAGGCGCUGCGGACCGACGGCCGCGUCAAUCCCAACGCUAUGGAGCAAAUACGGUUACAGCAAUUGAAACAACAGCAGUUACAACAGAUGCAACACCAGCUGCAGCAGCUGCAGCACCAGCACGACCACGAGCAGCAGCAGAAGCCGCAGAGCAAGCCCGAGCCGAUAUACGACCUGCCCAUACACAACAAGCCGCAGCUCACGCCGCAGCAGCAACAGCAGAUCCGACAGCAGCAGCAGCAGCAGCAGCUACAGCAGCAGCAACAGUUGCAGCAGCUGCAGCAGCGACAGGCGCGACAGCAGCAGCCGGUGUCGCUGUCGAGUCGCGACACGAGCGUGUUCUCGACUUCGUCAGGGUGCUCUGGGGGCUCGUGUUGGCGCGGCGAGCGAGCGGAGGACCCGCGCGACUUGGACGCGCUACUGCAGUAUAUCGAGGGGCCGGCGCGGCACGUCGACCGCGGGAAGAAGAAGGCGAAGAAGGCGCGACAGAAAGCCAAGCGGACGGAGGCGCGGCUGCUGCAGCAGGCCCGCAUGCUGCGGAUUGAGCUGGCGGAGGGGCGGCGCGCGGCGGCGGCGCUGCGCCACGCCCACGACGCCGCCUCCGCGCAGGUCAAGGGCGCGCGACAUGCGCUGGCGCACACGCAGCCGCGGGCAAGAAAGAAGGGCAAAAAACAGAAACUGAAUCCCGAGCAAGAGUCCAAUCUCCAACUACUAAAUAAAUUACUAGAAGACUACCUGAAUCUAGUCAACACUACAGCAAAGGAACUAGAGAAUAUCGAGAAGCGAGUGAGCGAGUGUACUAAGCAGCUGCAGCAGGUCGACCGCGAGCUCGCUGAGACGAGAGCCAUCCUCGGCCCUCAGGCUGAUGAGGAAAACAUGCCACAGAAUGAGCUUCUUGAGGCGUACAUGCGGACGCUGGGCGGCAGCGACCAGGGCGUGCGGGCGGCGGUGGACCGCGGCGUCGCCGCCAUCACGGAGCUGCUGCGACCUGACCGACUCAACGCGCUGGGCCUCCAAACCAACAACAAAGACAAGAGCGCGGCGCAGAAGGCGGCGGAGAAGAAACAGACCUGGGAGCAGGCGGUCGCCCACAUCAACCAGCUGGCCAAGGGCGCGCAGAAGGAGAAGAAGAAACAGAAGGAAGAGGUGAAGGUUGAAAAGCCGAAGCCGAGUCCGCCGGCGCCGGCGCCGAAGCCCAAAUCGGUCGAGGAACCACCGCUAUCUAAAAAACAGAGAAAGCUGUUGGCGAAGCAACAGGCGGAGGAGGAAGAGAAACGAAAACUACAGGCCGAGAAACAGAAAAAAGAAAAGAAACAACCGGAACCUGUGAAAGAGAGUAAAAAAGACAAGAAAGAACAGAAGAGCGAACCAGAGGGAAAGAAGAAGAAGCAGGAACAGAAGAAAGAAAAUAAGAAACAAGAAGAAAAACCUAAAGAUACAAAACAAGACAAGAAUGUGCCAGCUAAGGCCAAAACGAAAGAAUCAAACAAAAAGGCGCCAGCCCCGGCCGCGCCGAGCGUUGAAAAGCCAGCAUCCUGCAGCAUCAUGGAGCAACUCAGCUGCGGUGUACAGGUGGCAGACCUACGCCUGCCGCCCGGCAUCACGCUGACGCGCGUGCAACCUGCAGAGAAGAAGGAGCCCGCUAUCAAGUCCGUGCCGCUGUGGAAAUGCGGGUCGCUGGCGGCCACGCCCACGCCGCCCGCGCGCCCGCCGCCCGUCAUCAACGCCGACCCCAGCAUGCUCGUGUUCUCCACCAUGCCCGCGCAGCCGCCCGUCCGCCCGCCCGCCCCCGAGCCCGCGCCCCAGCCCGCCCCCAAGUCCAAGAAGGCCCGGAAGCGCGCUAAGAAGGCCGCCGCGGAGGCCGAACCCGCCCAGGAGGGGCCCAAGAUGGUGACCCUCCGCAACCCCAUGUUCCACCCCGACCUGCCUGCCGUGCAGCUGGGCGCGCCGCCCGCUGAGCUGCGCGUGCCCGAACCCAUCCCCAUGCCGCCGGCGCCCUGCCAGGCCACCAUCACACCCACGUCCAACGGCAUGUACACCAUCCGCAACCCGCUGAUGUCGCUCGUGCACCGCCAGGGGCUGGCGCGGCCGCCGCCGCCGCCGCCCGCGCCGCGUGCCGCGCCCGAGCCCGGCGCCGACCUGCCCAGCCGCAUCAUGAACCUCGCCUCCUUCACGCAGUCCAACGACGAGGGCUACUCGCUGUUCAAGACGGCGGACGACAGUCGACCGCGCGGCUUCCUCGCGCCGGACUACUACGAGGCGCCGAGCCCGAAGGUGGUGUCACCGAACCCGAUCGGCACGCGGCCGGAGCGGUACGAGGCGCGGCCGGAGCCGAUCGGCCCGCCGCUGCGGCGCGAGGGGGGCGGCGGCGGGGGUGGGGCGCUGUACACUCCCUUCGGCGCGCAGGACGGCGUGUUCCGACAUGCGAUGGUGCGGCCGGAGCCCGCUGAGCCGCCGGACGCGCUGCCGUACUUCCAGCGCCUGCGCGCCGGCUCCAAGCUCAACUCGGAGGUCACCAUACACUACGUCACCGACUCCAAGUACUACAAGGGCCAGGAUGUGCAGCCGGACAUGCCGGACGAGUCGCUGUUCUCGCGGCCGCAGCCCACCUGGUCACACCCUAAUUGUGCGGCGGCAGGCGCGGGCGGGGUGAUCGGCCCACCGCGAGCGCGCGCCGCGCCCUCCCCCCAGCACGCCUCCACGCUAGAAAACCACGUGUACGGCGAGCGCGUAAUGGCGGAGAUGUGCGAGCGGGACGACUACAAGCGCUUCGACUAUUUCUACGAACCGCCAACGCAUCUCGACAUGGCCAUGAGACACACAAAAUAAAAAAAUAAACAAUAAGGCCCCUUCACACUGAAGCAGUGGUGAUCUUGUGGCGCUGAUUUUCCCUGUUUUCGAUUUGCAGAGCAUAAUGCGACUCAAUGCCAAAGUGUGCUAAGGCUUCAUUGGAACAUAAAUCAGUUUGUUUCAGAGUAUUGUGCGAAGCUGUAGUUGAAACAUUAAAUAUUGAGCAUUUUCAUAAUGCGCUCUAGUGCUGCAAUUGGAAAAUAUUGUCACCAAGACUAUGUUCACAAGUAACAAUUUACAAGAUGGCGGCAUUAGUUCUGAUAUUAGCCAUAAGAUCAUUGUACUCGUUAUUAUGAGGGUUUUCAAGACACAUAGCUCUUAAAUGGUGGCGGUGUAUCAAAAAAAUAGACUGUUCGACUGCCUACGGCUUCCAGUGUUAACUAUGAGCUGUGGCCAUGAAAACCCUCUUAGU
Molecule: messenger RNA, 9424 nt
Organism: Aricia agestis (brown argus)
Lineage: Eukaryota; Metazoa; Arthropoda; Insecta; Lepidoptera; Lycaenidae
Exons: 45
Coding region: 172-8991 (2939 amino acids)
Source: RefSeq, a predicted model, not a curated record